GGCGAAGGCGGAACGUAAUGACGUCAUCAGCGAAGCUCUGAGGUGUUUAUUGUUCGUUUCAGCGUCGAAGCGAGAAAAAGGGCCGCAGUGGAGCAGAAACGCGCGGAGGUUCCGGAUAAACCGCCAGUGAGAGCGCUGAGGCCGCCCGAGUCCUGCUGCAGCACACACAGCCCCGCGGAGCGCCGCUCGAAGCUUUUAUUGUUUUGCUCGGGAGCCAUUUUAGAGCGGCGGAGGCCGGAGAGCGCGGCGGGCCAUGGCGUACGCUUAUCUCUUCAAAUACAUCAUCAUCGGAGAUACAGGUGUGGGGAAAUCCUGCCUCUUAUUACAGUUCACAGAUAAGCGCUUCCAGCCCGUGCACGACCUCACCAUCGGUGUAGAAUUCGGAGCGCGGAUGAUCACCAUUGAUGGUAAACAGAUAAAGCUUCAGAUCUGGGACACGGCUGGUCAGGAGUCAUUCCGCUCCAUCACCAGGUCUUACUACAGAGGAGCUGCAGGAGCUCUACUUGUUUAUGACAUCACAAGAAGGGACACCUUUAACCACCUGACCACCUGGUUAGAAGAUGCCCGUCAACAUUCCAACUCCAACAUGGUCAUCAUGCUGAUCGGGAAUAAGAGCGACCUGGAGUCGAGGAGAGAGGUGAAGAAGGAGGAGGGAGAGGCCUUCGCUAGAGAACAUGGCCUCAUCUUCAUGGAGACUUCAGCCAAGACCGCAUCCAACGUAGAGGAGGCAUUUAUCAAUACAGCUAAGGAGAUUUAUGAGAAGAUCCAGGAGGGCGUGUUUGACAUCAACAAUGAGGCGAAUGGGAUCAAGAUUGGGCCGCAGCAUGCUGCCACUAACUCCACGCUGGCUGGAGGACAGGGAGGACAGCAGGCUGGGGGCGGCUGCUGCUGAAUUACCACUUCUACCCCUUUUACCCUGUCCCCUCCUCUGUCCCCUCCUCUUGUUUCUACUGGACUGGUCGCUCUCACUAACGUUUUCUUAACCCUCAAAUCCAAAUCAUGUACUAGAUGGCUGUAAACGAAAAAAAAAUUUAAAAAAAAAACAUAUAUAUAUAUACCUACUCCUGCAGAAGAUGCCCAGGUAGUGAAGUGAUGAGGAGCGGGUGGAGCUCUCCGUGCUCAGCUGCAGCAGGUUCCUGAUCGUACGGUUAGCUAGGCCUCGAGCCACGCUGGUCAAUAUUAUCUUCAUGUUUGUGGAUUUCUUUUUGUGCCCCUUUUUGUUGUUGUUGUUGACUUUGAGCUGAAUUGUAUUAAACACUACAAAGUCACCUCUAGUAUUUUAAUCGGUGUGUGUGUGAGAGAGAGAGAGAGAGAGAGAUUGACUGACUGACUCUGGAGUCCGGAUGAAGGGGCGUGUCCCAGCACUGAGUGACCACGGGGUCCUGGCUUAACAAAGGGGCAGGGCUUAGAUUGGAAGGGCUCUGCCAAUUGGAAACAUUCCAUUAUGACAUCACAGUGUAAUAGUUUAGCGAGCGUCAGUGAGCUUCCUAAAGGGAUUAGUCGGUGGGUCUGGUGUCACUCUGAGCUGCUGGAGGAGGAACAGAGCACAAAGACUCGCUGGGGUCAUCAGGUCUGUGAUUGGUGGAUCAUUAACAAACUCCGCCCCUGUCGACACAGCUCCACUCGUCACUCAGUAAAACGUGGGGGGGGCUGUGAUGAAAUGAGCAGUUGUGAUUAAAAUGAAGAUAAGCAGGUGUGUGUGUGUGUGUGAGAGAGAGAGAGAUGUGUAUUUAUCAGGACACUCUGUAUAUAUGGCGCUAAGUUCUUGCUUUGAUGUACAUUAGAGUUAAAUUAGCCUUUUUUUGACCCGACGCAGUGUGAGUAGAGCUUGAGAAUGCGACAGUAUUCUGCGCUGUUUUGACUUUUUCCGCCUGAUUCCUUUGACUUCCUGCCUCCUCCUCUUCUCCAUCGUGUAUAGAAACUUCACAUAGAUUUAUUAUACUGUGGAUCUGUUUAAAUGCCAAUUUUGUGUUGAUCCGUGUCUCUGAAACACAGUUCGCCUUAAACCCAUAUCAGAGCGGCGUUUAACAUAAUCAUGGCACAUUACAGAAGAUAGGACGGCGGAUACGCGUGUUCUCACACACACUAAUCCUGUAUACUCAGUUUGAUAUAUACAAUAUAAAAUGUUCAUUAGAAUUGUUCCUGUAGCGUCAGUCCAGCCCCGCCUCCUCCAUGCAUACGGCUCGCGCUCUCCACUGCCGCCCUGUCCCCUCCCUCUGGGUGAAUAUCUUGUCUGUGGUGAAAGGGCGUGCGGUAAAAAGCCAAACUGAAGUAAAGUUGUGAUUCUCCACUAUUAUUUGCUGUGUUCUUCAAAUACAAUGCUAUCACAAUAAAACAUGAAUAAAACUCC
Messenger RNA from Neoarius graeffei (lesser salmon catfish), 2350 nucleotides. It is a transcript of the gene rab2a, whose product is annotated as RAB2A, member RAS oncogene family. Bases 254 to 892 code for a protein of 212 amino acids. Gene Ontology annotation, cellular component: Golgi apparatus. The transcript is spliced from 8 exons. NCBI's taxonomy places the organism in Eukaryota, Metazoa, Chordata, Actinopteri, Siluriformes, Ariidae. Gene Ontology annotation, molecular function: GTP binding; GTPase activity. The record is from RefSeq and is a predicted model, not a curated record.